AGAUAACACCUGAACAUUGAAAUAAACUUUUAACACUAACUGUUCAAAGUUAGUCACUAUUAUGUGGUUCCCAGACGAAAUGCUGGAAUUUCGGGACUUUGCUCAGUUAAAAAACUGCAAGUGCGAUGACGAAAAGGUCUCGACCACCACAUCCAGGGAGCAGCAAAAAACCGAAAACUCCGUGGAAAAAUGCUACGAUCGCUUCCAGCAGAUGCAAUUCCUAAACCCACGUGUGGCGCAACUGAGCCGCAUCGAGCAUCAGCACUACCUGGAUCUCAUGCUGCGUCACUUGCCGGUUAACUACGAGUGCCUGGACAGCAGCAGACCCUGGUGUGUCUACUGGAUAUUGCAGGCAGCGCAGCUUUUGAGCUUUACAUUCGAUGAACAAACCCUCGACCAUGUCGUGGAAUUUCUAACCAAGUGUCGGGCUCCUGCGGGGGGCUUCGGUGGCGGACCUGGUCAAUAUGCUCAUCUGGCGCCGACAUACGCAGCCGUCAACAGUCUGUGCAUUAUUGGGACGCAGAAAGCAUAUCGUGCCAUUGAUCGGGACUCGCUGGUGAAUUUUUUGUACAGCGUACGUGAUUCCGAUGGCUCUUUUCGCCUGCACGUUGAUGGUGAGACGGAUGUGCGUGGUGCCUAUUGUGCCAUAUCUUGUGCUAAGUUGCUGAAUGUUCCCGAGCUACACCUCAAAAAUCUAUUUACUGGCACUGGCGAUUGGAUUGCGCGCUGCCAGACGUACGAAGGUGGGUUCGGAGGUGCCCCAGACUUAGAGGCACACGGCGGUUACACUUUCUGUGGUAUUGCCGGCUUGGCACUGCUCAACGAGGCGCACAAGUGCAAUAAGAAGGCGUUGUUGCACUGGACCUUGUCCCGUCAAAUGAGCUAUGAAGGUGGCUUCCAGGGUCGCACUAAUAAACUGGUCGAUGGCUGCUACUCGUUCUGGGUAGGCGCCACAAUUCCGAUCACACAGGCCACUUUGGCCAGCACGGACAAAAGCAUGGAGCACACACUGUUUGAUGUGCAGGCCUUACAGGAGUAUAUCAUACUCUGUUGUCAAAAACAGAAUGGCGGUCUAAUUGACAAGCCCGGCAAACCACAAGAUCUCUAUCACACUUGCUACACACUCAGUGGAGUUUCCAUAGCACAGCACUCGGAAUCCGCACGAUUUCCACAAGUGUUGGGUGACACUAUUAACGAACUCUUACCCACACACCCUCUGUUUAAUAUACCACCGAAGUCUGUGGUAGCUGCUCUAAGCUAUUUCUCAGACAAUUCCAACAAUGAUGCCGAUAGAAUCGAUAGUACCUGGAAGCCAGCCGAAGAAGAAGAUAGAUAAGACCACAAAGGAUUCACACAAAACUGUAGCCAGAGGCAUAUACAUACAUAUAUAUUUUGUACACAGUAGAUUUUCCUUAAACGUUAUUAAAUUGUUUGUGCCCAAUUUCAAUAUACUGA
Messenger RNA from Scaptodrosophila lebanonensis, 1455 nucleotides. It is a transcript of the gene Fntb, whose product is annotated as protein farnesyltransferase subunit beta. Bases 62 to 1336 code for a protein of 424 amino acids. The record is from RefSeq and is a predicted model, not a curated record. Gene Ontology annotation, cellular component: protein farnesyltransferase complex. Gene Ontology annotation, molecular function: protein farnesyltransferase activity. The transcript has 4 exons. Lineage: Eukaryota; Metazoa; Arthropoda; Insecta; Diptera; Drosophilidae. Gene Ontology annotation, biological process: protein farnesylation.